Molecule: messenger RNA, 9035 nt
Organism: Labeo rohita (rohu)
Lineage: Eukaryota; Metazoa; Chordata; Actinopteri; Cypriniformes; Cyprinidae
Gene: flna
Product: filamin A, alpha (actin binding protein 280)
Biological process (GO): actin cytoskeleton organization
Molecular function (GO): actin filament binding
Source: RefSeq, a predicted model, not a curated record
UUCUCGCAUUAAGACCAGAGAGGACAGAAGGAGGCAGAAACGACUAAGGGGUGUCACUAGUGGUUUUUUCUCGAGCUCAGCUAGCAAGCCUUUUCCUCCAGGGACACUCGUCCGGUCCGGGAGGGUCGUACAGUGAGAUUUCUGCACUGUGGUACAGUGAAGUUCACUCUCUGCUGCCUGUGCCACACGCAGACUCCGAAGGGAUACAGCAACGAGAAUUACAUCAACACAAGCAUCAAAAUUCACAUAACUUUGGAAAGAAGAGCACACAAAUUGUACAAUUCCACAAGACUCCACCCAAAAAGCGAGACAGCGAAUUAGUGCAGGAGACCCGAGUCGAUAAAAAUGAGUCAACACACACGCCCCCACCAGUCGAGCGCCGCCGCCGCUCCCCUAUCCAACGCUUCUCUCUCCCCGGACAAGGACGCAGACAUGCCCGCUACAGAGAAAGAUCUCGCCGAGGACGCGCCAUGGAAGAAGAUCCAGCAGAACACAUUCACGCGUUGGUGCAACGAGCAUCUGAAAUGUGUCAAUAAGCGCAUAGCGAACCUGCAGACGGACCUGAGCGAUGGGCUCCGGCUGAUCGCGCUUCUGGAGGUGCUCAGCCAGAAGAAGAUGUUCCGCAAGUACAACCAGCGCCCCACGUUCAGACAGAUGCAGCUGGAGAACGUCUCCGUGGCUCUGGAGUUCCUCGACAGGGAAAACAUCAAGCUGGUGUCUAUAGAUAGUAAGGCCAUAGUGGAUGGGAACCUGAAGCUGAUUCUGGGUCUGAUAUGGACUCUUAUUCUCCAUUAUUCCAUCUCCAUGCCCAUGUGGGACGAGGAAGAAGAGACCGAAGAAAGCAAGCAGAAGACGCCCAAACAGAGGCUGCUCGGAUGGAUCCAGAACAAGCUGCCCGAGCUGCCCAUCACCAACUUCAGUCGGGAUUGGCAGUCAGGAAAAGCCCUUGGUGCUUUGGUGGACAGUUGUGCUCCAGGUCUUUGUCCAGACUGGGAUUCCUGGGACCAGACCAAGCCUGUGGACAAUGCCAGGGAGGCCAUGCAGCAGGCUGAUGACUGGCUUGGUGUUCCUCAGGUGAUCACUCCAGAAGAAAUCGUUGAUCCCAAUGUGGACGAGCACUCUGUUAUGACUUACCUGUCCCAGUUCCCCAAAGCCAAACUCAAGCCUGGUGCCCCACUGCGGCCCAAACUCAACCCCAAAAAGGCCCGUGCCUAUGGACCAGGUAUUGAGCCCACAGGUAAUGUUGUGAUGAAGAAGGCAGUGUUCACUGUUGAGACCAUCAGCGCUGGUCAGGGCGAGGUUCUGGUUUACGUGGAGGACCCAGCUGGUCACCGUGAGGAGGCCAAAGUUACAGCCAACAAUGACAAGAACCGCACCUACUCAGUAUUCUACGUACCAAAAGUCACUGGACAACACAAGGUGACAGUGCUGUUUGCAGGGCAACACAUCUCCAAGAGCCCAUUUGAGGUGGAUGUGGGAAUGGCUCAGGGAGACUCCAGCAAGGUCACUGCCCAGGGCCCAGGACUUGAGCCUGCUGGCAACAUUGCCAACAAGACCACAUACUUUGAUGUCUACACAGCUGGUGCUGGAGUAGGAGAGGUUGAGGUGGUCAUUAUGGACCCUAGUGGUAAGAAGGGCACUGUUGAAUGCAGUGUUGAGGAUAAGGGCAACAGCAGCUACCGAUGCACCUACAAGCCCACUCAGGAAGGCCAGCACACCAUCUAUGUCACCUUCGCUGGCGGGCAGAUCUCCAAGAGCCCUUACACUGUCCAUGUGGGAGAGGCCUGUAAUCCAAGCCUGUGUAAAGCCAAGGGCCGUGGUCUGCAGCCUAAAGGCUUGAGGAUCAAAGAGACUGCGGAGUUUAAGGUUUACACCAAAGGAGCUGGCACUGGAGACCUGAAAGUCACCAUCAAAGGACCCAAGGGUCUUGAGGAGCCGUGUAAGAAGAAGGAUCUGGGAGAUGGCGUGUACAGCUUCGAGUAUUACCCCACCACACCUGGGACUUACAUCAUCACGAUCACAUGGGGUGGACAGCACAUCCCACGCAGUCCGUUUGAGGUGAAGAUUGGAUCUGAAGCAGGACCGCAGCAAGUCAGGGCAUGGGGUCCAGGACUGGAAAGUGGUGUGGUUGGCAAGUCGGCUGACUUUGUGGUUGAAGCCGUCGGAGAUGACGUGGGCACUUUGGGUUUCUCAGUUGAGGGCCCAUCCCCAGCUAAGAUUGAAUGUGACGAUAAGGGAGACGGCUCCUGUGACGUGAGGUACUGGCCCACAGAACCGGGCGAGUAUGCGGUUCAUGUGCUCUGUAAGAACGAGGACAUCCAACUCAGCCCUUUCAUGGCUGAAAUUGCGCCUGCGCCAGGAAAAGACUUCUACCCUGACAAGGUGAAGGCUUAUGGUCCAGGUCUGCAGAGCUCUGGCCUUUCAGUCGGCAAACCAGCAGAGUUCACUGUGGAUGCCAAACUAGGUGGCAAAGCUCCUCUAAAGAUUCAAGCUCAGGACCGUGAUGGAAACCCAGUGGAUGUGCAGGUGAAGGACAACGGUAAUGGAACAUACAGCUGCAGCUACACCCCUCGCAAACCACUCAAACACACUGUGAUGGUGUCCUGGGGCGGAGUCAACAUCCCAGAGAGCCCAUUCAGGAUGAAUAUUGGAGCAGGGUGCCAUCCCAAUAAGGUGAAAGUUUCAGGACCUGGAGUGGCCAAGACUGGCCUGAAGGCAUAUGAACCAACGUACUUUACUGUGGAUUGUGCUGAGGCAGGACAAGGUGACAUCAGCAUAGGCAUCAAAUGCGCUCCAGGUGUUGUGGGACCUGCUGAGGCUGACAUCGAUUUUGACAUCAUUAGAAAUGACAAUGACACUUUCACUGUCAAAUACACCCCUCCUGGAGCGGGCAGCUACACAAUCAUGGUGCUGUUUGCCGAUCAGGCCAUUCCCAUGACGCCCAUCAGAAUCAAGGUUGAUCCCUCUCAUGAUGCCAGCAAGGUUAAAGCAGAGGGCCCUGGACUCAACCGUACUGGUGUGGAGCUGAACAAACCCACUCACUUCACUGUGAACACCAAGGCUGCUGGCAAAGCUAAGCUUGAUGCUCAGUUCACUGGACCCACCAAGGGAGAGGUGGUGCGUGACUUUGACAUCAUUAACAAUCAUGACGGCACCCACACUGUUAAAUACACCCCUGUUCAACAGGGCAAUAUGGGUUUGAAUGUCACCUAUGGUGGUGAUCCCAUUCCCAAGAGCCCGUUUGCUGUAGGAGUUGCCCCAUCCCUGGACCUCAGUAAAGUUAAAGUGGCUGGAAUUGGAGAUACAAUGCCCGUUGGAAAGGAUCAGGAGAUCACAGUCAAGUCCAAAGGAGCAGGUGGUCAGGGCAAGGUUGGCGCCAAGGUCACAGGUCCAUCUGGCAAAUCGGUGCCUUGUAAAGUUGAACCAGGCCUUAGCCCUGAAACCAGUCAGGUCCGUUUUAUCCCCAGGGAUAAGGGACCGUAUGAGGUUGAACUGACAUAUGACGGCACCCCCAUCCCCGGCAGUCCAUUCCCUGUGGAAGCCAUUGCACCUACUGACCCAUCUAAGGUGCGAUGUUCCGGGCCAGGUCUGGAGCGAGCUAAGGUUGGCGAGCCAGGACAGUUUGUGGUCGAUUGCACUAAUGCUGGUCCUGCUGAGCUGACUAUUGAGAUCAUCUCAGACAAUGGCACCGAAGCUGAAGUCCACAUUCAGGACAAUGGGGAUGGAACAUACACUAUCACUUAUAUUCCUCUGUAUCCUGGAGCUUACACCCUCACCAUCCGCUACGGCGAUCAGGAUGUGCCAAACUUCCCAGCCAGACUCAACGUGGAGCCUGCUGUGGAAACCAGUGGAGUCAAAGUGUUCGGACCUGGAGUGGAAGGCAAAGGUGUUUUCCGGGAGGCCACUACCGAUUUCACUGUGGAUGCUCGUGCACUUACCAAAACGGGUGGCAAUCAUAUCAAGACCUGUAUCAACAACCCAUCAGGCAACCACACUGACGCUCUGAUCAGAGACCUGGGAGACGGCACCUAUCAAGUGGAAUACACACCUUAUGAAGAGGGCACACACAGUGUUGAGGUUACAUACGAUAACGCCCCAGUUCCCAAGAGCCCGUUUCGUGUGGCAGUGACUGAAGGUUGUGACCCAGCACGUGUGCGUGUACAUGGUCCAGGACUUCAGUCUGGCAUCACCAACAAACCCAACAAGUUUACAGUGGAGACCCGAGGGGCUGGUACAGGCGGCCUGGGACUGGCUAUGGAGGGACCUUCUGAGGCCAAAAUGUCCUGCACUGAUAACAAAGAUGGCAGCUGUUGUGUUGAAUACAUCCCAUAUGAGCCAGGCACAUACAACCUCAAUGUCACCUAUGGAGGCCAACCGAUCACUGGAAGCCCCUUCUCUGUACCUGUCCACGAUACUGUUGAUGCAUCUAAAGUGAAAUGCCAAGGUCAGGGGCUUGGAAACAACGUGCGUGCCAAUAUCCCACAGGUCUUUUCUGUGGAUGCAAGCAAGGCUGGAGUGGCUCCCUUGCAGGUCAGAGUACAGGGACCCAAAGGUGAGUGUAUCAAGAAUCAUCUUGUUCGUUUGGCUUUUCUUUCCCCCUCCUUUGAAUUAAAGGACUGUAUCUGUUACCGUUUAUGUUGUGUAGGUGUCGUAGAGCCUGUUGAGGUGGUGGAUAAUGGUGACCGCACCCACACAGUCAGCUAUGUACCCACCAGAGAGGGGCCGUAUUCUAUAAAUGUCCUGUAUGCGGAUGAGGAGAUCCCACACAGUCCUUAUAAGGUCAAGGUUCUGCCCACUCAUGAUGCUAGUAAGGUCCGUGCCAGCGGCCCUGGUCUGAAUACCACCGGUGUUCCUGCCAGUCUGCCUGUGGAGUUCACUAUUGACGCCAAAGAUGCUGGAGAGGGACUAUUGGCUGUCCAGAUCACUGACCCUGAAGGGAAGCCAAAGAAGGCUAACAUUCGUGAUAAUCAAGAUGGGACGUAUCUUGUGUCCUACGUGCCUGACAUGACUGGCCGCUACACUAUUCUAAUCAAAUAUGGUGGUGAUGAGAUCCCAUAUUCUCCAUAUCGUAUCAGAGCCCUACCAACGGGAGACGCCAGCAAAUGCACGGUCACAGGCGCUGGAGUCGGUCCAACCAUUCAGAUCGGAGAGCAGACUGUCAUCACUGUGGACGCGAAGGCUGCUGGGAAGGGCAAGGUGACUUGCACGGUGUGCACUCCAGACGGAGGCGAGGUGGAUGUGGACGUAGUUGAAAAUGAAGAUGGAACAUUUGACAUCUUCUACACGGCACCCCAGCCUGGCAAAUACGUCAUCUGUGUGCGCUUCGGUGGAGAGCACAUCCCCAACAGCCCCUUCCAAGUCACGGCUUUGGAAGGUGACUCUCCUGACCAACUAAUGCAGCAGACCCAGAACCGGCAGUACGCCUACGCGCCCAACAUGGGCCAGCCAUGGGCUACAGACAGGCAGUUGGGCAUGAACGGACUGGACGUCGCUGGACUGAGACCCUUUGACUUGGUCAUUCCUUUCACCAUCCAGAAAGGAGAAAUUACAGGUGAUGUAAGAAUGCCUUCUGGAAAAGUGGCCAAGCCUGACAUUACAGAUAACAAGGAUGGUACAGUCACCGUGAAAUACGCCCCAACUGAAGCUGGCCUGCAUGAGAUGGACAUCAAAUAUGACGGAAUACACAUCCCAGGAAGUCCACUGCAGUUCUAUGUGGAUUAUGUCAACAGUGGUCAUGUGACUGCCUAUGGUCCUGGUCUAAUUCAUGGCAUGGUUAAUAAACCUGCAGUCUUCACUGUCAACACCAAGGAUGCUGGAGAGGGUGGUCUGUCUCUGGCCAUUGAGGGUCCAUCAAAGGCAGACAUCAGCUGCACUGAUAAUCAGGAUGGUACCUGCACUGUCUCUUACCUCCCUGUUCUUCCUGGAGACUACAACAUCAUUGUCAAGUACAACGACAAGCACAUUCCCGGCAGUCCUUUCAUGGCCAAGAUCACAGGAGACGACUCGAUGCGCAUGUCUCAUCUGAAGGUGGGCUCUGCUGCUGACAUUCCUCUAGACAUCGGCGAGCUGGACCUCAGCCAGCUGACCGCGUCUCUCACCACCCCCUCUGGCCGGGAGGAGCCAUGUCUGCUCAAGAUGCUCAGGAACGGGCAUGUGGGUAUCUCCUUUGUGCCCAAGGAAAUUGGAGAGCAUCUGGUAAACAUUAAGAAAAAUGGACGUCAUAUUCCUAAUAGCCCCAUUUCAGUCAUGAUCAACCAAUCAGAGAUCGGUGAUGCCAGCCGUGUGCGUGUAACUGGUCAAGGCCUGAGUGAAGCCCGCACCUUUGAGCCUGCAGAAUUUGUCAUUGACACCAGAGAUGCAGGAUAUGGAGGACUCAGUUUGUCUAUUGAGGGACCCAGUAAAGUAGAUAUCAACACUGAAGAUCAAGAAGAUGGCACCUGCAAAGUCACAUAUUGCCCCACAGAGCCUGGAAAUUACAUAAUUAACCUCAAAUUUGCAGACCAACAUGUUCCAGGAAGUGCUUUUACCGUCAAAGUGACAGGAGAGGGUCGGAUGAAGGAGAGCAUCACCCGCAGAAGAAGAGCUGCCUCUGUGGCCAAUGUCGGCAGCCAGUGCGACCUCAGCCUGAAGAUCCCCGAGAUCAGCAUCGCUGACAUGACCGCACAGGUGACCAGCCCAUCUGGCAAAGUACACAAGGCUGAGAUCAUGGAGGGUGAAAACAACACGUACUGCAUUCGCUUCGUGCCCACGGAGAUGGGCGUGCACACGGUUAGUGUGAAGUAUCAAGGUCAGCAUGUCCCCGGAUCCCCCUUCCAGUUCACUGUGGGUCCUCUUGGAGAAGGAGGCGCCCAUAAAGUCCGUGCUGGAGGCCCAGGAUUGGAAAGAGCAGAGGCGGGUGUACCAGCUGAGUUCAGCAUUUGGACCCGUGAAGCAGGAGCUGGUGGUCUGUCCAUUGCGGUCGAGGGACCCAGCAAGGCAGAGAUUGCUUUUGAAGACCGCAAAGAUGGAUCCAGCGGCGUCUCCUACAUUGUCCAGGAGCCUGGCGAUUAUGAAGUGUCCAUCAGGUUCAAUGAUGAGCACAUCCCUGACAGUCCGUUUGUGGUGCCUGUGGCCUCGCCGUCUGAUGACGCCCGCCGCCUCACUGUUGCCAGUCUUCAGGAGUCCGGAUUAAAGGUGAACCAGCCGGCCUCUUUUGCUGUGAGCCUAAACGGAGCGAAGGGAGUCAUCGACGCUAAAGUUCACAGCCCAUCCGGAGCACUUGAAGAGUGCUGCGUCACAGAAAUCGAUGAAGAUAAGUAUGCUGUGAGAUUCAUCCCCAGGGAGAAUGGCCUGUACCUGAUAGAUGUGAAAUUUAAUGGCUCUCACAUCCCUGGAAGCCCCUUCAAGAUCCGUGUUGGUGAGACGGGCCAGGCUGGAGACCCAGGAAUGGUGUCUGCUUAUGGAGCUGGUCUGGAAGGAGGCACCACUGGAUCUCCAUGUGAAUUCAUUGUGAACACAAGUUCAGCUGGCCCAGGUGCUUUGGCAGUGACUAUUGAUGGGCCUUCCAAGGUGAAGAUGGACUGUCAGGAAUGCCCAGAGGGCUACAAGGUCACCUACACGCCUAUGGCACCUGGAAAUUACCUAAUUUCUAUCAAAUAUGGUGGACCAUACCAUAUCGUUGGCAGCCCGUUCAAAGCUAAAAUUACAGGCUCCCGAUUGGUCAAUAGCCACAGCAUGCACGAGACUUCAUCGGUACUGGUUGACCCCGUGACCCGCAGUGUGACGACCAGCCAGCAGGCAGCACCAGGCUGGGGCAGCUCUGACGCCAGCCGUGUAGUUGCCAAGGGUCUGGGACUCAACAAGGGCUUCAUAGGACAGAAGAACACUUUCAGUGUGGACUGUAGUAAAGCAGGGAGAAACAUGCUCUUGGUUGGAGUGGAUGGACCCAAAGUACCCUGUGAGGAGAUCUUGGUGAAACACUUGGGUAACCGUCUCUAUAAUGUGUCCUACCAGCUGAAGGAGAAAGGAGAGUACAUCCUGGUGGUGAAAUGGGGCGACGAGCACAUCCCCGGCAGCCCGUAUCACAUCACUGUCUAAUGGGGCUCCACCAAAAACCUCCAACACCAUCUAAGGCUUCUGCCAGCAUCAAAUACAUGAACACUGAAAACUGUCUUGUCCUUCUUCCUUUUUGUGAUCCUCUCAUCCAGUAUUUUCCUGCACCACUAUUCAGCUUUUAAGCAAGAGAGGGAUUUAAAAGAAGCACCUUGUCACUGUAUGCCAGUCAUUUUUGGAUCCUGUUACAUUUGCUGUAUUCAGUAAACCUUUAAAUCAGAGGGUCCUGGUGGCUUUUGCUCCGUGUUUGGUUUGUUACUGAAUCUGAUCUUGUCCCUAACACAGAGUAGCUGCUAGUAUGUUUUGCCCAGUUUAGGAGACUGCUGUUCCAGUCAUAACUGUACAGAGUAACCAUUGCUAGUAGCAGGAGAAAUCUAGAUGUGAUUCAGCCGCUUGUUUAACACAAAUUUGUUUGUUUUACUUACCAUUGGGUGAAGUGGCGCUUAACCAUAGACUGUCAUGUAGACUGAUUUAACACUGGUGCCAGAGCUCUGUGGGUCUGACCUUCUGAGUGUUUUGACUAUUUUUCAAUCUACAGAGCUGCAUGUUGCUUCCGUUUGACCAUGAAGACGUUUUUGAAAAUGUCAUUUUAGGUGCCAUUUAAAACCGGGAUUGUGUGCCGAGUGAUUUUAGCAACCAAAGGGAAGCUACAUGGCGGAAUAAAGAUGCCGUUUGGCUGAAGAUGUAACGAAAGGGAGAUUUUUGAUGCAUACUGCUUGAGUUAUUGUUGGUUAUGUAAAACGCACUUGGAAGUAGUAACGUUUGGCAAAACGUCACUUAUUUGCGCUCACCUUGUCAGCUCUUUAGCCCUUUGUGCUCUAAUGUCAAUGUAUAAUCAGUAUUUCAAAAUUUAAAAAAAUUAGUUGUCUUAAAAAAAAAAAAUAAAGUUUUGACUUACAGUAUUUUGAUACACAAUAAAGUUGUCUUAACUAUUUUUCUGUCAA